Molecule: messenger RNA, 514 nt
Organism: Arabidopsis arenosa
Lineage: Eukaryota; Viridiplantae; Streptophyta; Magnoliopsida; Brassicales; Brassicaceae
Source: the annotation of a GenBank genome assembly
CAUCUACACAGCUUACCAGAGAGACUCAUAAUUUUCUCAGAUUUUGUUUUGCUUCUUCUUUCUCUAAUUAGCAUAUUUCUCUCGAUCGAUAUUUUAUGACGGAAGACGAUUUGAAGCUAUAAUCACUAUUUGUCGUAAUAAAUGGAUUCGCAGACCUACUUUGAGACACCAGAAGGAGAGAACGCGGUCGCCAUUAGGAUGAAAGGAAUGGGAAAGGGAUUGAUUUGGGUUAAUGGAAUUGGCGUAGGGAGAUACUGGAUGUCAUUCGUUUCUCCACUCGGAGAGCCAAUUCAAACGGAGUACCAUAUACCAAGAUCUUUCAUGAAGGAGGAGAAGAAGAAGAGCAUGUUGGUGAUUCUCGAGGAAGAGCCAGUUGCUAAAAUGGUGCCUACAAGCUCUCCCACCAAGAUGAUCAACGACCUGCUGAAUUAGAAGGACGGGAUGGUUGCUCUCAGAGAGACGCAAAAGCCUUGAAAUGAUCAAGGCAGAUAUAGAGUAAACGUCCUUGAAGAAU